GGAAAGAGAAGUGAUUGGGUUAGAUUGGCGUGUAGAUUAGUACAUUAGUUCAUAAUGAAAGGAGAAUAAGGAAACCAUUAACAAAACUCAGAUUCAUCAUUCACUCUGCAACCCAAUCAUGGACUUUAUUUCUCUGUUCUUCCCCUUUUUCCUUGUGAAGCUUGUCCUUAGAUUAAAGUAUCCAGAUUCUGUAAGGAUCAUACGUCUCUUCCAAGCAACCUUCCAUCACUACCACCCCUAAUCACUUUCUCCCUCUAUUCAUCAAUAUAUACCCAUUACCACCUCACCAACAUCUCACACCCUCUUCUUCUGCUUCUUCUUCCCAAUUCUCAAAAUUAUGUUUUUUCAAACCAAAACCAAUAAAUUGAAUGGUGGGCAUUGAACUUAUUGAAGAAAAUUUCCAUUUACAAUCGUGGGCAUUCAAAAUAUCGAACAAAGUUUCGAUUUUGAGUUGUGGGUAUUGAGUCUUCGGCCAUGCCACCUCAAACGCAACCGUUUAGCGUUUUCCUCCGUGGAGCGCCGCAGAACGAGCCCUCCGACGGGAACCAGUCGCCGGCGGUGAAACGAACCGUGAAGAAAACGCUUAUAGUGGAAGAGUCAUCGCUAGACAACCCGGAUCUGGCUCCGUUUCUUCUGAAGAUGGCCCGAGAAACCAUAGCUUCGGGUGAGAACCCGGAAAAGGCGUUGGAUUUCGCUAUUCGGGCCUCCAUGUCGUAUGAACGCUGUUCGGGUCCGGGUUUGGAGCUUGCCACGUGUCUCCACGUGGUUGCUGCGAUUUAUAGCAGUUUGGGACGGUUGGACGAGGCGGUUGAGGCUCUGGAACGGUCCAUUUUGUUGCUGGAUAUUGAAAAAGGGUCGGAUCAUGGCAUGGCCAAGUUUUCCGGGUAUAUGCAGCUUGGGGACACGUAUUCCAUGAUUGGCCAAUUGGAUAGAUCCAUUUCGUGUUAUGAAUCGGGUUUAGAGGUUCAAAUUGAGGUUUUGGGUAAGUCCGACCCGAGAGUUGCUGAGACUUGUAGGUACCUAGCUGAAGCCCAUGUUCAAGCCAUGCAAUUUGAUGAGGCAGAGAACUUCUGCAAGAAGAGCCUUGAAAUUCAUAAGGAUCAUUGCUCACCUGCCUCUCUUACAGAAGCGGCUGAUAGGCGUCUCAUGGCCCUUAUAUGCGAGGCAAAAGGAAAUUAUGAACCAGCACUUGAACACCUUGUCCUAGCUAGCAUGUCAAUGAUAGCUAAUGGACAAGACAAUGAGGUUGCAGCCAUUGAUGUUAGCAUUGGAGAUAUUUACUUGUCUCUCUGUCGUUUCGACGAGGCUGUUUUCGCCUAUCAGAAAGCACUAACAGUGUUCAAAUCCACCAAGGGUGAAAGUCACAGUUCUGUGGCAUUAGUGUACAUUCGCCUAGCUGACCUUUACUACAAGACAGGGAAAUUAAGAGAGUCAAAAUCCUAUUGUGAAAAUGCCUUAAGAAUAUACAGUAAACCCGUGCCAGGAACAACGGCCGGAGAGAUUGCGAGUGGAUUGACUGAAAUCUCUGCUAUCUAUGAAGCUCUAAGUGAGCCUGAGGAGGCACUGAAGCUGUUGCAGAAAGCAGUGAAGUUGUUGGAGGAUAUCCCUGGACAAUAUAGGACAGUAGCAGGAAUAGAAGCUCAAAUGGGAGUGAUGUUCUACAUGGUUGGGAGGUAUAUGGAUGCUUUUAAAUCUUUUGACAAUGCUAUCACCAAGCUUAGAGCCAGUGGUGAGAAGAAAUCUGCGUUUUUUGGAGUUGUAUUGAACCAGAUGGGCCUUGCAUGCGUGCAACUGUAUAAAAUAGCAGAUGCUGCCAUGCAUUUUGAAGAAGCAAGAGAGAUAUUGGAGAGAGUGUGUGGAACAUAUCAUUUGGACACUCUUGGAGUGUACAGCAAUCUUGCAGCAACUUAUGAUGCCAUGGGGAGAGUUGAAGAUGCCAUUGAGAUAUUGGAGUACAUACUAAAGAUGAGAGAAGAAAAACUUGGAACUGCAAAUCCAGAUGUUGAUGAUGAAAAAAAACGGCUAUUUGAGCUUUUGAAAGAAGCAGGAAGGGUUUGGAAUAGAAAGGGAAAAUCACUUGAAAACCUUAUAGAUUCCAAUUCCUUAAAGAUGAAGAAGGAAGGAAAAAGGAGAUGGGGUGCAUUUAGUUUGAGAGCAUAAAGAGGUCUUGUUCUGUUUUUUAAAAA
Molecule: messenger RNA, 2186 nt
Organism: Abrus precatorius (Indian licorice)
Lineage: Eukaryota; Viridiplantae; Streptophyta; Magnoliopsida; Fabales; Fabaceae
Product: protein KINESIN LIGHT CHAIN-RELATED 1-like
Exons: 3
Coding region: 475-2160 (561 amino acids)
Molecular function (GO): protein binding
Source: RefSeq, a predicted model, not a curated record